Messenger RNA from Saimiri boliviensis boliviensis (Bolivian squirrel monkey), 3019 nucleotides. RefSeq names its product galactose-3-O-sulfotransferase 2 (gene GAL3ST2). Gene Ontology annotation, cellular component: membrane. NCBI's taxonomy places the organism in Eukaryota, Metazoa, Chordata, Mammalia, Primates, Cebidae. Gene Ontology annotation, molecular function: galactosylceramide sulfotransferase activity. Gene Ontology annotation, biological process: glycolipid biosynthetic process; glycoprotein biosynthetic process. The record is from RefSeq and is a predicted model, not a curated record.
UCUCUGGGCUGGGGACACAGUGGAAGUUAGUAUGGGUUUGGAUUCCAGGGUUGGGGGUGUCAACUAAAGAAUCAUGACAUCUAUAAAUUUGGAGGAGACUUUGUUUCUUAUAAAGUGCAGGCAUCCCACAGGCUGAAAGCACAGCAGCUGACACAGACUGUGAGUGGAUACUUCGCAGGGGUGGGGUGGACGGGACAGGGGCUUACUCAGAACAGCUUGGCCAAGUACAUGUUCAGCAGGUGAAGCCGGGACGGGAGGCCCUUGAUGUGCAGCCUCUGAACCGCCAGAACCAGUCCGGGCCAGGGGUCCUUGCUCAGGAGACAGCUGCUGAAAUGAGGCUCCUGUCCCAGUGCAGCUGCAGUUGCAGCCAGUGGAGCAUGGUUGCAGUGUCUAAACCGCAGAGGGGAGGGGCUGUGAUGAGGUGUCUGACCUCCCAUCCCAUCACUGCUGGGAACUCAGUUUUAAGCCUGUUUGGGGGUGAGGCCGAGGGGCCGCCUGUCACCAACAUCAUGUUCCUGAAGACGCACAAGACGGCCAGCAGCACGGUGCUCAACAUCCUCUACCGCUUCGCGGAGACCCACAACCUCUCUGUGGCGCUGCCUGCCGGCUGGCACGUCCACCUCGGCUACCCCUGGUUCUUCCUGGCGCGCUACGUGGAAGGUGUAGGGUCGCAGCAGCGAUUCAACAUCAUGUGCAACCACCUAAGGUUCAACCCGCCUGAGGUGCAGAAAGUCAUGCCCAACGACACGUUCUACUUCUCCAUCCUGAGAAACCCUGUGUUCCAGCUGGAGUCCUCCUUCAUCUACUACAAAACCUACGCGCCCGCCUUCCAGGGCGCCCCGAGCCUGGACGCGUUCCUGGCCUCGCCGCGGACGUUCUAUAACGACAGCCACCUCCUCAGGAACGUCUACGCCAAGAACAACAUGUGGUUCGACUUCGGCUUCGACCCCAACGCGCCGGCCGAGGAGGGCUACGUGCGCGCGCGCAUCGCGGAGGUGGAGCGGCGCUUCCAGCUGGUGCUCAUCGCCGAGCACUUCGACGAGUCCCUGGUGCUGCUGCGGCGCCGGCUGCGCUGGGCGCUGGACGACGUGGUGGCCUUCAGGCUCAACUCCCGCAGCGCGCGCUCCGUGACCCGCCUGGCGCCCGAGACUCGCGAGCGCGCGCGGCGCUGGUGCGCGCUGGACUGGCGCUUGUACCAGCAUUUCAACCGCAGCUUCUGGGGGCAGCUGCGCGCCGAGCUGGGCCCACGGCGGCUGCGCGGGGAGGUGGCGCGGCUCCGGACGCGGAGGCGCGAACUCGCGGUCCUGUGCCUGCAGGACGGUGGCGCGCCCCAGAACCGGACGCAGAUCCACGACCCGGGCCUGCGCCCCUACCAGCCCGGCGCGGCCGACAUCCUGGGCUACAACCUCAGGCCAGGCCUGGACAACCAGACGCGGCGCGUGUGCCAGCGGCUGGUGAGGCCCGAGCUCCAGUACAUGGCCCACCUGUACUCCCUGCAGUUCCCGGAGAAGCCCCCCAAGAACAUCCCGUAGAGGGGGGAGCGUACAGGGGCGGGGGCCGGGGCCUCCCGCUGACACCAGCCCCUCUCUCUUCGCGGUUGGGAAACCCAGGCUCGCCGGCCCCUGCUCUAAAAUGAAGGUGGAGACCCCAGUGAAAAGCCGCCCCCCCACCUCCGUGAUCCGCCCAGACCCCUCCCAGAGAGGGUCCUGAGCCCGGGUGGAAGCCCCACCUGGCCCGAGGCUGUGCCUCAGUUCACCGAAUAGUACCGAACACGAGGGUGGCGGAGUGAGGGAUGUUUGACCACAGGCCAGCACGCUGCCUGGCAGAACCCCAUGCCCGUGACCCCGGGACUCCCGACGUGCCUGGCACUGGGGCUGUGGGUUCUCGGAGGAGCUCAGUGUCUCCCCUGGAUUUCUCAGCGCUGGCAACAAGGUGCUGGUCCCAGAGACAUGCCCAGGCACAGGCAGUGCCACAAAGACCCAGGCUCAGCCCUGCAGCCAGUGAUGGGGGAGCCGUGUGGAAGCAGCUCCCAUCUUUGGCUAUAGGAGGUUUACUUCUGAUGGAAGGACGUUUUCUACAGAGAGAUGGGACAGCUACUCAAAAGACAGGGGGUGAGGUCGAACUCACCUCCGCAGCCUCUGCUGUCAGGCACAAAUGCUGGCGGAGGAGAGGACGUCUGACUCACCAAAUGAGGCAGGAGUGGUUGGGGCGCCACACACCCACGGUUGCCUUGGAGGUGGUGCCAGGCGUGGUGCCAGAGGGCAGCUGUGGGCACCAUCUUUGUCAUUCAUCUGGAGGGGCAGAGCCUCCCUGCCUGGCAGGAUGUGAUCCUGGCUGCUGGGGAGGGGGGUGGUUAACAGGUAAAGGGGUGCACACAUGGGGACAAGCCAGUGCCUGGGGCGCCCAGGAAACGCACCUACCUGGCAGCACGUUUGGAAGGCCACCCUCCCUCCCUCAGCCCAGGGACCCCUGCAGGCCUCCCUCCCCGACUCAGCCUAGGGACCCCUGCAGGCCACCCUCCACCCCUCAGCCCAGGGACCCCUGCAGGCCACCCUCCACUCCUCAGCCCAGGGAACCCUGCAGGCCACCCUCCCCUACGCAGCCCAGGGACCCCUGCAGGCCACUCUUCUUGGCUCAGCCCAGGGAGGGCACAGUAGGGCAUUCUGCCGGGUAACAGGAAAGCAGGCCCGGGAUGAGCCCACAGGCCAAUGACAGGAGUCCCAGAAGACAGAAGAGACCACACAUGAGAAGGCAGGUCACACAGAGAGCAAAACGUUCCCGGCUAAACCCAGGGCUGGGCUGCGAAGGUGCAGUGAGGAGAUGCAGAUGCCCUGGGAGGAAGAGUGUUUGUUUCCUUAACGGGUUACAGGGAGAAGGCCUGGGAACGAUCGCCAGACCAACUCCAGGUUACAGAGUUUGUCCAGAGCUUGUAUCUUCUGAGCUAUGUGUCUACGUGUAAGCACACAUUUGCCUAAAUCAGGCGUCCCCAAACUACAACCCGGCCCGCGGGCCGCAUGCA